Molecule: messenger RNA, 3960 nt
Organism: Oryzias latipes (Japanese medaka)
Lineage: Eukaryota; Metazoa; Chordata; Actinopteri; Beloniformes; Adrianichthyidae
Gene: cuedc1b
Product: CUE domain containing 1b
Molecular function (GO): ubiquitin binding
Source: RefSeq, a predicted model, not a curated record
UAUAUUCUUUAAGAAACUUUACGCCAUAUUUCACAUCGAAAAGGCAAACCUCAAGCAUUUAAACAUAAGAGAAACUACCAAAAUCAGAAAGCCUGAACAUAGAAGUUUUCUAAGGAAGGUGAUGAGCAGACAUUUGUUGGGGGGCAGAGCCCCUGUAGUGAUGCGUACAGAAAGAAUCGGAGUGCAGACCUGAGGAGCUCAGUCGGGACAUGUGGUGCUGGAGACGGUUGGACCCUGCCGGGCAGGACGGGUCCGCCAUACGUGGGCUAACCUUUGCUGAAUGUUGGGAACAGGUGAUGACCGCGGGGUGAGAAUGCAGCUGUCCUCUAACCAGCACUGGAGUGUUAUUGGCUUCGCCCCUUUGGCUAGGCUCUGAGCCGUGCUCGACAACUAUACCCAGCAUCAGCACAGGUCCUCCUUAUUCUGCGCUCCAUCAGGACACGGCCAUGCUGGACUCGGAAAGCGUCAGGGGAAGUUAGAGGAGCUCAGAUGAGCGAGCAGCCGUGAGCUCUGCUGAAGACGUCAGAGGAGCCAUCCUGUUGGUCGGUCGGCAGCACCACGGCCAGAGCAUGACCAGCCUGUUCAGGCGCAGCAGCAAUGGAGGUUCUCGCAGCGGUGGGGGUGGAGGGGGCGGCGGCACCCCGGGACAGCUCAACAACAGCAGGCCCAACCGGCAGGUCAGACGGCUGGAGUUCAACCAGGCCAUGGAAGACUUCAAGACUAUGUUCCCCUCCAUGGACUAUGAGGUGAUUGAGUGCGUGCUGCGCUCCAACAACGGCGCCGUGGACGCAACCAUCGACCAGCUGCUGCAGAUGAGCAUCGACGGACAGGGCUCCGACGACAGCUCCGACUCGGAUGACAGCAUCCCAGCAGAGAUUUUAGAGCGAAGUCUGGAACCUGAUAGUUCAGAUGAAGAACCACCACCUGUUUACUCCCCACCAUCGUAUGACAUGCACAUUUACGACAGGAAGUACCCAGAGGCUCCGCCUACACCGCCGCCAAGGUUUGAAGCUCCUGAAGCAGAAGGCCAUCAGCAGGCUCGGAGCUACAGGAACUGGAACCCCCCCCUGCUCGGGAACCUUCCAGAGGACUUCCUGAGGAUCCUGCCACAGCAGUUGGACAGCAUGAAGAGCUUACAAAGCAGCCCAUCUCGCCCCUCAUCCUCCUCCUCUUCGAUGUCCUCCAUAAGCCAGCGGGCAUCUCGCUCUGGGUCUGGAGCUGCAGGGAGCACUGGAGGGCUAGGUUUGCCCGGAGCUGUGGGGCAGGACGAGAAACUGAAGCAGUACCUGGAGGACGAGCGCAUCGCCCUGUUCUUGCAGAACGAGGAGUUCAUGAGAGAACUGCAGAGGAACCGCGACUUCCUCAUGGCCUUGGAGAAAGAUCGCUUGAAGUAUGAGUCAAAGAAAGCAAAGUCCCAUCACUCAUCCAGCUUGGAGAGUUUCCCAGGGCAUCAGUGCUCUGCAGCGUCAGUGGAGGCUGCCUCAGAGGACGCCCUGUUCAGGGACAAGCUCAAGCUCAUGGGCAAAUCAACACGGAAGAAGCUGUUUGAAAUCGCCAGGACCUUUUCUGAGAGGACCAAGAGGAGAAAGGCAAAGAAGCGGCUGCUCCUGAAGCAUCAUUUACUGGGAACCGCCAACUCUACAGCCAACCUUCUGGAGGAAGUCGAGGUGAACCCGUCUGAGGACGACGCUCGGCCCAGAAGAAGCAACCCUCAGGAGGAGGCGGAGCCUGUGUCAUGUUCUGAUCCAAAGUUCUGAUGGGAGGUAAGACAACGAGUCUCCUCUGAUGUCCUGAAGCUUGUGUGAUAACUUCUCUCUACAGAUUCUCCAUAUCUACGUUUCCAUGGAGACGCAGCGUGAAGCAUGGGUGGUGCCUUUGCAGUUCUUCCUGUCCAGACUGGCCCCGCCCUCAUUCCAGCUGUACUGACGUGAGGCUCUGAUUGGAACCUGCCGCCUUCCUUCCUGGGGGAGGAAGCAGCUCUGACUGCAUCAUCUCUGCAUCACAACCCACAGUUACUUUCCAAAUGAGGGAGCUGCCCUCCCUGCAUUAACGCUUUCCUGGAACAAUGCUAUUGCAAUGAUCAGAUGGUUCCUGUUCCUGAACCGGCUUCCUCUUAAGUGUUCUCAUCUUCCUGAACAGCAGACGAUGUCUGCUUCCUCCAGCAGAUGGUAGCAUUUCCUCUGCUGCACAUUGAUCUUCUGAGCUUGUACGGGUUUGGUUGUGUGGUCCUUGGAUGUUGUUCUGCUUCCAGAGUCAGGAUGCUGAAUGAAAGCAAGAGCGUCCUGCACCGAGUGUGAAUCUGCGGUUUUAGAACACAGUCCGAGAUAAACCAACUCCACAAUUUCUCCAGAGACCUGCAAGGACAGGAAUUGUGAAAACCAGCCUCAGAUGAAUGACGACAGAGGAAAAGUGAGGUUAAUGGUCUCGUGUAGCGGGACCACCAACCCAGCCAGUCCUUGCGUUGCACGUCUUUGUCACGGCUCCAUUCAGCUGGAUCCUUUCUGCAUCGUCUGUCUUUCGUUUGUCCGUCUUGUCAGAAGCGCAGCAAACCGUGGAUCUGCAGCCACACAGUCUUUUGUAAAUCUGUUAGCUGUGCAUUCCUGCACAUCAUCAGCCCUCCACCACUGUGCCUCUCCGUUGUUUGUCCUCUUUGGCGUGAUGCGUCUGCAGAAUGUCUUCCCACAAGUCUAGAGGUCGUUCAGGUGAAGUUUUAAGAACCUGUCAUUCUUCUAGAGACCUUUGUCAGACUUCUCUCACUGGGUCACUUUGUGAUUCUGCUGUCACAGUUCAGCUCUGGAGUUAGUCUGGUCCUCCCUCUGCCAGCUGGAGGAGGGAUGCCUUUCCUCUUGUGAGCACGCUUUCUCUCCACAGUGAACCCCAGACUGUUGAUGUCCACAAACACUCUGCAGCUCAGGAUCAGGAUGGACUUCAGCUUUACUCCUGCUACUUUUUCUACAGCUUCUGCCCCAACCAGCUUGUUCCUCUGAGGUUGGUUUUCUCUGACCAGACCUGGAAUCCCCUUAAAAGGCUCGGAUUGAUGACAUGAACACAACUGCGACAAAAAGAGGGCGACGACGUGGGAAAUUGCUCUUCAUAUGUGCUGUUCUUUUAAAGAUGAAAAUCUUUCUAAUAGAGCGACAGCAGCUUAGAGCCUCACAGGAGACCAGGUCUGGAAGGUUAGUGGUUGAGCACAUUCUUCAAGCUCUUUCUGGUUUGAAGAAGCAUCUUAAAACGUUUCAGAAGGAAAGAGGUAAAACCCAAAUUUGUUCAGUCUACCCCCAGAAUACCUGCCUCAGAGAUGAAGUUCUGGCCCCACCUUGGUGAGCUGCUCAGUCUUCAGAAGCUGUGUUCUCUCAGGGAAACCCAGAGCCCUCCUCCGUCAGCCGUCCAUCUGCACUGCCGUCCUCAGCAGAAGUCUUCCAGGACUCGUCCACCUUUAGCACAGCAGCUCACUGCCGCACGGGUGACGGCGCUCCAUCAGAGCCACGCAGCAUCCAGCCGGAACGGUUUCACCCAAACCUUGCUGCUUUCAAUCCUGGGGAGUGUUUGUUUGAUGUGGUUUGUUUCCUUCAGACUCAGGAGGCCGAAGGAAACUGAUGUUCAGGCUGUUUCUGCAGAACUCUGAUGGGUGGAGCCUACAGAUUAAGGGUCACCACAGCUUUGACGUGGAGCAGAGACUGUAGAAUCAGAGAGAGUGGAUGUCAAGGCUGUGGCUGGUUCUGUUCCAGCUUUCAUCACCGUUUCCAACUAUCAGAACAUGCCAUCAUUAAAGCCUUUUUAUGAAACACCUGUGCUGUUUUGACUUGGUUCUGUUCCAACCCGCUUUAGCUUCACGUCACUGCUGGCUGUAACGGAUCUGAAAGAACACUGCAGGACUUCCUUAAACACCCAAACAAAAUUGGGUUUUUAACGGUGUGCCAUUUUUCUGAUGGACAUAAUUAAAGAAAAUUGAGUCUAAAA